Messenger RNA from Theobroma cacao (cacao), 2841 nucleotides. It is a transcript of the gene ROT3, whose product is annotated as Cytochrome P450 superfamily protein. Gene Ontology annotation, molecular function: heme binding; iron ion binding; oxidoreductase activity, acting on paired donors, with incorporation or reduction of molecular oxygen, NAD(P)H as one donor, and incorporation of one atom of oxygen. The record is from RefSeq and is a predicted model, not a curated record. Lineage: Eukaryota; Viridiplantae; Streptophyta; Magnoliopsida; Malvales; Malvaceae. Gene Ontology annotation, biological process: multicellular organism development; sterol metabolic process; brassinosteroid homeostasis.
AAACACUUGGAUUUCUCUGUUGGGUCAUAACUCAUAAACAGUUACCUCAAAAGAUGGGUGUGUGUUGCACAUAUUCUCAGAAAAACUAUAAAAAUGCAUGAAAGAGAGAGGAAAGGAAAGGGAGAGAGAGGCAGUGGGCGGCUGGGUAGUGGUGGUGGUGGCUGUGAGAGUACUGGAGGAUGAUGAAAGACAAGACGAUGAUCUAGUUUACUGUUCGCAUUAAAGAAAAAAGAGGCUGACAAUUCCGGCGCCCUCACGUUAGGCCCAGUGGGCUUCUCUCCGUGCCUUCUUAAAGGUCGGGAGAAGUCGAAAAAGGUAAUACUACCUACUGUUCACACCUCUCAUUAACUUCUCUUCCUUUUUUAACACGUUGGUUACAAGUGUCAACCAAGCUCGGAUUCUUUUCCAUGCUGAGAUUUGUAUGAAUUUAAACAGGAUCACUUUCCAUCCAGGUUUGAUACUAUUUGUUAAGAUGAAAUGUGUCUUAGUAUUGUUGAAAGAAUCGAAAACAGCUAAGAGCAAGAAGAUUAAUUCUUUUAGCAGAAGAAGAAGAACAACAAGAAGCCUUUAAGCCCUACCCCACUCUUUUUUCCUCUAUUAUGCGCAGGGAUGGGUACAUCUCUAUCUAAAAUGAAGAGAAGACAAAAUGAACAAGCGUGGAGCAUUGGGUGCACCCAAAAUGGCCAACUCAUUUAAUGAUAGGUGCAACCUCUAGAUCUUCCGAAUCUCUCGCUCAAGAUAGCCAUGACCCUCUCAUUCAUUUCCCUUACCAAGGACAAAGAGCUUUUUCCUUAUUAUUUUUCACUUGCCAAGUAGUAUCUCUGUCUCUCUCCCUCUCCCUCUCCCUUCUCCUCUCUCUUUCUCCUUUUCUCAAAAAAGCUAGAGCUGCAUGAAGUGAUCAGGUUAAUAACCCCAUGUGUAUUUUGGAACACUCUGAACUUUCCCAAGGUCUCUCAUAAGGGCAAAAACCUUUGCAGCUUAUUGCUAGAAAUAGUCUAGGGUUUAUCAUUUGGUUAUUUUGGUGAAAGAUGGACCGGGGAAUAGGAUUGUUUAGCGUGUUGAUGGGUGCUGUCUUGGUAGGAUAUUGGUUUUGGCACAAGAAGAAGAUGAAGAGAGUAGGCGUAGGAGGAGAGGUAGUAGCAAAGAAAAGUGGGGUUCCUAAAGGGAGCUUGGGUUGGCCUUUCAUAGGAGAAACUCUCGACUUCAUUGCUUGUGGUUACACCUCCCGGCCUGUCAGUUUCAUGGACAAACGCAAAUCCCUGCAUGGGACGGUGUUCAAAACUCACAUCUUGGGAACACCCAUCAUUGUUUCCACCGAUCCCGACGUGAACAAGGUGGUUUUACAGAACCAUGGCAAUGUUUUUAUCCCUGCUUACCCCAAAUCGAUCCGGGAGUUGCUUGGCGAACAUUCCAUCCUUCAGAUGAAUGGGAAUCUUCAGAAGAGAGUUCAUGCACUCCUCGGAGGUUUCUUGAGAUCCCCACAACUCAAGAGCCGUGUCACUAGAUACAUUGAAAACUCUGUCAAACUAACUUUGGGCUCAUGGCAAGACAUGCAGCUGAUACAUGUUCAAGAAGAAACCAAAAAGAUUACAUUCAAUGUCUUGGUAAAAGUUUUGAUGAGUGUUGGUCCUGGAGAAGACUUGAACUUUCUGAAGAGAGAAUUUGAAGAAUUCAUCAAAGGCUUAAUCUGCUUACCCAUCAAAUUUCCAGGAACAAGACUAUAUAAAUCUUUGAAGGCCAAAGAAAGGUUACUGAAAAUGGUGAAAAAGAUUGUGGAGGAGAGAAAAUUGGCUAUGGAGAAAACAGACGAAAGAGGUAUGGCCAAUGAUGCGGUGGACGUGCUGCUACGUGACAGGGAAGAAGCAAACGACAAGCAAUCUCUACCGUUGGAUUUCGUCAGCGGAAACAUAAUAGAGAUGAUGAUCCCUGGAGAAGAGACGGUUCCCAUGGCAAUGACCCUAGCUGUCAAAUUCCUCAGUGACUGCCCUGUUGCUCUCCACCAGUUGAUGGAGGAGAACAUGGAACUGAAGAAGCAGAAGAUGAUGAAUUCUGCUGAAGACUAUAGUUGGACUGACUACUUGUCUUUGCCUUUCACUCAAAAUGUGAUAAGUGAAACUCUUAGACUGGCAAAUAUCAUCAAUGGAGUUUGGAGGAAAGCACUCAAGGAUAUAGACAUUAAAGGUUAUUUGAUACCACAGGGAUGGUGUGUCCUGGCAUCUUUCAUUUCUGUUCAUAUGGAUGAGGAAAAUUAUGAAAACCCAUAUCGUUUUGAUCCAUGGAGAUGGGAGAAACUUGGAGCUGCUGUUAACAACAAUAGCUUCACACCCUUUGGAGGUGGGCAGAGGCUCUGCCCUGGUUUAGAACUGUCAAGGCUAGAGCUUUCAAUCUUCCUUCACCAUCUUGUCACCAGUUACAGAUGGGUUACUCAGGAGGAUGAAAUCAUCUACUUUCCAACUGUUAAGAUGAAGAGGAAGCUGCCAAUCACAGUCACCCCCUUAUGCAACUACCAGUAGUUUGGCCCAUCCAGGAAAGAUCUUUUCAAAAAAUAUCUAAAAAAGAAUAUAUUUUCUAGUCUCAUUGGAUAGAUAUAACCAGACAGAUACUUGGAAGCUUUAUCCCCACCAAAAGGGAGCCAUUGGAAAUGGAAUUUGUACAGCUGCAAUGAUCUUUAACAAACCGAUGGGACUGUGUAUCAUGGUGUUAGUUCUCAUGUCACCAUCUUUUUUUAUAGCAGUCGAGGACCUUGGGCCCUUUUUUGGUCAUUCAAAAUUGAAUGCAAGUGGGGAUGACAUAAUCUAACUCUUCAUGUCUGAGCUUCAAAUGGAUUAAUUUUUCCUUUUU